GGCAGGCUGGUGGUGACAGGCGAAUGAACCGUUCCUCUCAUCAACUAACUGGAUAAGGAGAAGACAUUACAGGAUAGCUUGAUGGCUAUUCGGUAAACUGCGGUUAAGCUUUGGUACGUCUAACUGCUCGUUUAUUUGCACAGACCCUGGUGCCAGUCAAGUAAGGUGCUGACAAACCGACCAUACACCUACGCUUCGAGUUAGAGGUAGCGUUCACUUCAAAGAGAGGUAACACAUCAGUCUUAACGGUGGCAUUGAGUCCGUACGACAUCACCACUUCUCCUGUCAAGAUAGUACCAACACUCCGUGAAGAUGGGUGACAUUAAGCCGUCGACGUCUCACACUUUUCAAUCGGAGGGUUUUAGCCCGCCUUACAGGAAGAGAAAGAGGACAGUCGAGGAUUUUAACCAGUUUUGUACAUUUGUCUUGGCCUAUGCUGGUUACAUCCCAUACCCCCAAGAGAACUCUUCACUGCGCAGUACGUCUAGCCCCCCCAACAGCACUGGAAGCACAGUUGAUAGUGAUGGCUGGACCCCGGGCCUGUCACCGUCCUGUCCCCAGUACUCCUCUUUGGUCCCCCUGGACAGGAUCAGGAAACGUCCACAACUGGGGGUCACACUGUCUGGUCACACCAAAAAAGAUCACAUGUUCACCACCCUGCAUCCAGACGACCGCAGGAAAGCCGAGAAGCUGAAGAAGAAGAAGAGGAGAAAGGAGAAGGAGCUUCAGACGGAUGAGGAACAGGGGCAGUCUCACUUGACCAUCCCAGGGCUGCAGCCUCCUUUCUCCUUAGGUGGCUUGCCCAUAAAAGAGGAACCAGAAGACGACAUCAGCAUUUCCCUCCAUCCUCAGCAUGGGUCCAUCCCAUCCUCUUGCAAGGAGGAACCCAAAGAAGAGCGCCGGUCCUGGGAUGGACAAGACUUGCAAGAAGGGGUGGUCAAGGUACAGAAAGUAGAGGGCCUUCCAGGAAACAGAACAGUUUUUCGUCAGGGGAAGCAGGUAGUGUUCCGAGAUGAAGAUGGCUCAGGAGAGGAUGAGGACAUCAUGGUGGACUCAGAUGACGAUUCGUGGGACCUGGUGACAUGUUUCUGCAUGAAGCCGUUCGCCGGCCGGGCCAUGAUCGAGUGCAACAAGUGUAACACCUGGAUCCACCUGUCGUGCGCCAAAAUCCGCAAGAGCCACGUGCCGGAAACAUACAUGUGCCAGAGCUGCCGGGAAACCCACGGCCCCCCGGACGCUCGCCGCUCCCACCGCUCUCGCAUAGGUCCACGGAAGCACCUGCUAGAAUAACCUCCACAACAAACUCCACCCUCCAGUUUGUCGGAACUGAUCCCUCGUGGGUAUUUUCUAUGAACACUUGUGGGCCUAUAGCAAACAUCCUAGCUCUACAGAUGUGUACUUGUGCUUCCCUACAGACUCUCUGCGUAAGGCAAUCACUGAAAGAUAUGUGUCUGUAGAUGACUUUAGCAUAGCAGCGUACCUCUACUGUAGGGAUUGUAGUGUCUUGUGAACACUGGAAACUGCCAUAUCGAGUCCCUCCACAAACUGCCACCCUCUCUGGUGCAUUCUGGGAUGUGUCGGAAAGACUCUUUGCACUUUUUCUCACUUAAACGCAACCCUUUUGGCAAUAGGGACAGGUAUGUUGUUCAUAUGAAACUGGAUUUGAUUUCUCCCAGCAGCCUCUUGUUAGUGUUGCAGAGGUGGCUGUUUAGAUGGAGAAAACAAGAUAAGCCUUGACAUAAUUGCUUCAGAUGGUGCUAUAGUAUUAAGCUGAUAAUCCAAUAGAACAAAGAUGUAGUCUGCAUCUGCGUCAUCUGUCUGUCUGUAUUUAAGUUUAUUGUGGCGAAAGAGAAGCCCGGGGGGGGGUUGUUCUUCUCUCUUCUUCUCAAACCGUCUUCCAACCUUGUUUGCUGUGUGUAUCAAUAUGAUAGUCGGCCAGGGGGCGUUCACUUGUUCUCUCUGACUUUAUAUCUGACACUACAUCCCACUCCCUGUGUUUUGCUUCAUAUAUAAUUUCUUCCUACAUCCCUUUUUUCAUUCUGAAGCUUUCAGAGGCAAAUAUAUUUAUAGAAAGGACUCCUAUGGCCAUUCAGCUUCAACAACUGGAAUAGUGUUUGACUCUCCAGUGUUUAAUAUGCAUGUGAGUGAUUUGAGUGAGAAAGUCAAUGCAUGUGCUGCUAUGAAAAAUCUAUACUUUGUUUCAUUUUCUAAGAAUCUAAUCUGCAAAUGAUCACCUUUGGGGUGUGUGUGCGUUUGAGAGAGGAGAGUGAAAACACGACAAGUCUCAUCACUUCUUCCCAACAGUAUUCACUUACAUUAUUGGAAAUGCUUAUUUUUUACAGUCGUUUUCCCUGAAGCUUGCUGCCAUUUGGAUAAAAUAUUUUAGCAAAUGUGCCAUGGACCUGUUUGUGUAGGCUAUAUUUUGUGUGUAAUUAAACAAAAGCCAUACUCCUUACACAGUGACGAACAUUAAGUAUGAUACAUGUGGUUGGCAAACCGGUGAAGUACAUCCACGCACUUCUGAUGUUACGUUGCAAAAAUAAUCAGCCAGGUUGUGAUGUAUCCUAAGCCACUUAGAGAGCCUGAAGCCCUCAUUUUAAUUCUAACAUAUAAAUCUGUAAUUAGCUGGUUUAUUCCAAUGGGUUGGGUUGUCCUCUGCCCUUUUAUUGACAAAGCAUCAUCUGUACUGUGGUGAAAACUGUUUCUAUGAAACUAUUGUAAAUAAACAGUUACCGUUUUA
This is a messenger RNA of Dunckerocampus dactyliophorus (ringed pipefish), 2740 nucleotides long. RefSeq names its product PHD finger protein 13 (gene phf13). The transcript is spliced from 5 exons. Gene Ontology annotation, biological process: mitotic chromosome condensation. The record is from RefSeq and is a predicted model, not a curated record. Gene Ontology annotation, molecular function: chromatin binding. NCBI's taxonomy places the organism in Eukaryota, Metazoa, Chordata, Actinopteri, Syngnathiformes, Syngnathidae. Bases 313 to 1290 code for a protein of 325 amino acids.